ACUAAAAAUAAUACACGGAGUGUUAUCGUACUGCAGUACAUCUAAGAUAAAACAUAUAAACAUAUAUAAACGCAUUCAUUGUGACAUGUUAUUUAACAUCUUUGUUAAUCCCUACAGACAUGCUAAAAAUCGACUAUCUAAUAUUAGUCAAUCUUAUUAAAACUUCAAUUGGGGCGAGUUAAUCAAGCGUGAUGAGUAUCAAACUUGCACAAGCGAGUCCAUUUAAGUGUGGUAAAUGGAGGGUACUGUGUUUUAUCUUAACAUGCAAAAACCAGUUCUACACGUGACAUAAUAUUUUUUUUUUUUACAUAUGAUUAUCAAUGUUUUUCAGUUGGUCGAGUUUAAAAAUAAACUUUUGUCCUCAUUUUUUAUUCUCAGAAAUAGCAAUGUUUUAUAUUAAGCAGUUUUAUUACAUAGUUUUGUUAUCAACAAUAAGUAAUUUUAUUCUUCCGCUAGUUUUUAGAAGUGACAAUUGAGUCGGUCAGUUUAUUAGGUGAGCUCUUUAUUGUUUAUGUUCAAUUGCAAUGUAUAUUAUUCUGUAUAGAAAACAACAAUUUUUAUGUCCUUAAAAAAACUCAACAAAUUGGUUAAGAACAAAAAUAUAUCGGUAAAAUAUAGCACACAAAUGUUAUGAAUAAAAUUGACUUUGAAGAAAUUAAAUUCUACUUAAAUAAUCAAAGGCAGAAAUAUUUUGAUGUGAAUCAAGUUUUUUAGCAAAUGCAGAUAAUAUAUUUUUGAAAUUGGAUGUUUCAUAAGAUAUUAAUUUAAGCAUAAAGAAAUUAUUUUAAAGCAUUCUUUGUUUUUCUUAUAUUAUGAUGGAAGAGAAUGAUUCUUUUACAAAUAAUUCCAAAUGUUCAAACGUUGAUGGAAAAAAUAAUAAUUUCAAAAGAAAAAGGUCUGCAUUGUUUAAUUACACUGAAAUUGAUAGAUUUAAUCAAAUAUCAUUAAAUAAUGCUAGCUAUAUUCAAGAAAAAAAUUGUGAUUUUGGUAGUUACAAUCAAUCAAUUAUAUUUGACAGUACAUAUGACAGUUUUUAUAUUGAAGAUAAAGAAAAUGUCAAUGACGUAAUAAAGGAUAUAAUAGAUGAUAUCAUUGUUGCAGUUGAAAAUAAUUACAUGUUAUGUAUUCAAAAGAAUGAUAAUGAUUUUAAAUCAAAAAGUAAUAAUGAGAAAAACCUAAACCUCUUGAGUUCUGUAAAUAAAGAUCAUAAUUAUAAUAUUAAAGAAGCUAAAACUGAAUAUGCUAAGAUUGAUGUAUCAUUACAUGAUGCAACAUUGAAGAAUCAAUCUGAUAAGGAAAAUAGUUUAGAUAUAUCUCCUAUACAAUUAAAACAUAAUUUAUUCAAUUCUACUCAUGAAUGUGAUAUGGAAUCUAAUGUUAAAUCCUAUAAUGUAUUUUCUAAAUUCAAUCUAUCAAAAUUAUUCAAAAGUGAUUAUAGUUUAUUUCAUGAUUCUAUGGGAGAUGAUUUUAAUGCAAGUCCCAUUAUGUUUCGGGAAGAUUUAUAUAGUUCUAAUAUUUCCAAUCAUGUUAUAGAAUAUAAUUCAAAUAGUAAUCUUCAUCAGUGUCAUCUUAAUUUGGUAAAUAAAACAAGUCUAUCAUUUUUUUCUCCAACAGAUUUUUAUUUUGGGACACCAUCGGUAAAAUUGUUAAAUGAAGAUUAUGAGUUCACCAAAAAAAACUUCAAUGAGAAGCAAUUUAAUGAGUCCAAUAUAUCUACAAAAUAUUUAAGUCAAUGUAGUAAUAGUUCUCAGGAUUUAUCUACAGCUAAAUGUGAUUUAAACUAUGAUUUGGAAUACAAUUGUGAAUUACAUAUGGACAUAGACAAUAAUAAAAUAGAUUCGCAUGAUGAAACCAAAUUAUAUGAUUAUCCUAUUUUUAGAUCAGAUGAUGUAUUUGAUGUGCAAACUAAUUUAAAUAGAACUUAUAAGAGUAUAAAUGAAGCAUCAGAUCAAAGUUAUAAAAAUAAAAUGAAAAUAAAUGAUGCUUUUAUUUCGGGUUUUUAUUUCGGAUCACAGCAAAUACCGGACUAUUUAUCUAAUAAUUCUACCAUUUCCAAUGUUAUUACAAAUUUUCAUGAAGAAUAUAAUGUUGAAUGUACAAAACCUGAUACAAGUGCUAAGAGUUUUCAUAAUCAAUCUACAUUUUGCAAAUCUCAAAUAAUGUGUGAUAUAAUAGAUUUAACCCAACCAAUAUUUAAUCAACAUAAAAACGAUUCAGAAAGCACAUUAUUAGUUACACAUCCUCUUGUAAGUAGCAAUACAACAGUACAGUUGGCAGAAAAUAAUCAUAUGGAUUUGGAUAUGUCUUCUUCAUCAGAUGAUGAUUCAGUUGUAUUUAGGCCAUCAAAAAAUGAUUUAGUUAAAUAUGGUGUAAACAUAGAAGAUACAAAAGAUAUUGCAAGCAGUAUAUUUUUAAAUGAUAUAUUAAAUAGUUCUUAUGAACAAAGCGAUACUAGUAAUGGAUUAAAUAGUGUUAAAGUUCAUAAUGAUGAAACAUUCAAUGAAUGUAACAGUGUAUUAAUAAAAAAUAAAACAAUUGGAUUGCUUGGCAGUUCAACUCCUCAAAAAGUAGCUAAAUGUCAAGCUUAUAAACCAAGGUUGAAAUCCACAUGUGUUCUAAGUUCUAGCUGCUUAUUCAAGAAUAUUAAUGAUGAUCAAGAAUCAUUGAUAAAUUGUGAACUAAGUAGUAUUGAUGAAGAAUCUGAUGAGGACGAGAAUGAUUAUAGAAUCAAACAUUUUAUUAAUUGUAGUAUGAAAACAAAUUCCGAUAAUGAUCUUUCUUCUAGUGAGCUAUCUAAAUCCAUCAACUCUAGUAUUAUGUCAUCUAAAAGUGUUGAUAAAUCAUAUUGUUCUGGAAAUAACUCGUCUUACCAUUCAAUUACUGAUAGAACUAGUAAAUUUGGGAAAAGAUCCAAGAGUAUUAAUAAUGAAAAUUCAAAUCCCAAGAUUAAAGAGUUUCUAAGUAAAGUACUUUCUUCUAAAAUGGAUUCCGAUGAAAAAAAAAAAAAUAGAAGUUAUUUGUCUAAUGGCAGUAAUAAAUUAAAUAUUAUGAAUUUAAGUACAACCGAAUUAAAUAACCUUCAUGAUAUUAAAAUAAAAGGUUUAUCUGAUGAAGAGGAUACUGAAGAAAAGAAAAUUGUUUGCCCUGAUAUUCCUCUAGUUGUUUCAGAAUCAUUAAAUGUCAAUAAAGUUUUAGGAAAAAAGGCAGCAUCUAAUAUAAAUUUAAAUGCAAUGGGUGAUAAAGCUCUUAGCACCUACCAUGCACAACAAAUAUUAAUAUUUGAUGUUUUGGAAAUGCUACAUAAGUCUUUGGAAAGUCGUCCAACUGCAGACAUAUUUUUAGAUGAUCCUCAAGGUUUAAAUUUACCUCUCAUGGAACAUCAAAAACAUGCCAUUGCUUGGCUAAUGUGGAGAGAAAGUCAAAUACCACAUGGUGGAAUAUUAGCUGAUGAUAUGGGAUUAGGUAAAACGUUGACAAUGAUUUCAUUGAUUUUGAAAGAUUCCAAAACUAACCCUGGAAGAAAUUAUCAAAGUGUUUCUAAUGACAUAGAUAGAAAUAAAUUAGUGGUAAAUGGAGGGACAUUAAUUGUUUGUCCAGCAUCAUUAAUUAACCAAUGGGAGUUUGAAGUUUUAACUAAAUUGAAGACUAAUACAUUAAACAUUAUCCAAUAUUAUGGAUCAAAUAAAAACUUGACAGAGAAGAAUCUCUUAGAAAAAGAUAUUGUAAUUACAUCUUAUCAAAAAGUUAUGUGGGAUUACAAAAUCAAGGAUUAUAGUCCCCUGUUCAAAAUUAAGUGGAAACGUAUUAUACUAGAUGAAGCACAUGUUAUAAGGAAUUAUAAAAGUCAAACAUCUUUUUCUGUUUGUAGUUUGUCUAGUAUUUAUAGAUGGGCAAUUACUGGAACACCUAUACAUAAUAAAGAAGCUGAUUUCUUUACUUUAUUGAAAUUCAUUGGCUGCCAUCCUUUUGAUGACUGGAAUAUUUGGAAACGUUGGGUUGAUAAUAAUGAUGAAGCUGGUAAGCAUAGAUUAUCUUUGUUAGCUAAUGUGUUAAUGUUAAGGCGUACUAAAAUUGAGCUUGCUAAGCUUACUUCAUUUAGAAUACCAUGUAAAAGUUUUCAUGUUGUGCCUGUAAAAUUAUGUAAAGAAGAAAAAGAAGUUUAUGAACAGUUAUUGCAGUUCUCUAGUACAUUAUUUGAAAAAUAUUUAACAGAUAAAGCAAAACGUGAAAAUUUUAUUUAUAAUGAUGACUAUCACAUUAAUAAAAAUAGAAAAUAUUUAGAUGUUUUAGAAGCAAAACAUGGAAAAGAUAAUGUUUUUAAAGGUCAUCCAGAACUUCAAAAAUUGUUUCAACAGCUUAAAAACAUUGAAGUUGUUCAAACUUACCAUUUUAUAGUAUUAUUAUUACGAUUGCGUCAAAUAUGUUGUCAUCCAUGCCUAAUAAAAGGAAAAAUUGAUAAAAGAGAAUUUAUCAAAAAUGAAGGUAUAGAAAAUCGUUAUAUAAAAGAUUUAGGUAAAUUCAAUCUUGAUGAAGAAAAAAAACUCUUUGAUAAAAAGUCUGAUGUAAUUCAUGAAAGUAAAAUAUUUGAAGAAUCUUGGCUAAGUUCAAAAAUAAAAGCUGUUUGUGAAUUUGUUCAAGAUAAAGUUUUAAAUACAGAUGACAAAGCAAUUAUUGUUUCGCAGUGGCCUAGUAUGUUGUAUCUCAUUGAAAAUCAGUUAUCUAAAUAUAAUGUCAAUAUGGUAAUGUAUUCUGGAGCAGUCCCAGUAAAAGCAAGAAGUAAAUUGGUGAAUGAAUUUAAUAAUCUUCAUUCAGGACCAAAAAUCAUGUUACUCUCUUUAACUGCGGGUGGUGUUGGCCUAAACUUGGUUGCUGCUAAUCAUCUGUUUCUUGUAGAUAUACAUUGGAAUCCUCAACUAGAAGUUCAGGCUUGUGAUCGUAUAUAUAGAGUAGGCCAAAUGAAGCCAGUUAAUAUCUACAAAUUUGUAUGUACAGAUACUAUAGAAAUGUCUAUUCAAGCUCUUCAAAAUGCUAAACUCGAAAUUGCUGAAAACUUAUUUAAUGGAACUAAUAAAGUGGCAGCCUCAAAAAUUUCCUUAAAUGAUCUCAUGGAAAUAUUUAAAGUCAAAUCAUUUAUUUAUUAAUUGUUAAUUAAUAUUGAAUAAUAUUUAUAUUUUUUACCAAAGUAUGUUAAAGAGUAAUAUUAUUUGUUAAAUAUGUUCACUUUUUGAAUCUAUUUUGUGAAUUAUUCAAAUAAUUAUUUUUAUAUAAAUUUGAUUUAUGCUUAUUUUGAAUAUUUUUCACCUUUUGUCGUGGAUACUUAAGUAUUUUUGUAUUGAACAUUUAUUUUUAAUUAUUUAUAAUUUUAUACUGCUGAUGAAUGUUGUUUAAAGUGUAAACAUACUCUUAAAAAGAAGUUAUUAAUUAUUAUUUAUUUAUUUGUAUUAUUAUAUGAAAAAAAAAUUACUUGUUGAACGAUAUAAACUCAUUUACAAUUUUUCUUU
Daktulosphaira vitifoliae (grape phylloxera) is the source of this 5501-nucleotide messenger RNA. Its product is annotated as transcription termination factor 2-like. The transcript has 31 exons. Bases 813 to 5141 code for a protein of 1442 amino acids. Lineage: Eukaryota; Metazoa; Arthropoda; Insecta; Hemiptera; Phylloxeridae. Gene Ontology annotation, molecular function: ATP binding; ATP-dependent chromatin remodeler activity. The record is from RefSeq and is a predicted model, not a curated record.